Thamnophis elegans (Western terrestrial garter snake) is the source of this 1214-nucleotide messenger RNA. RefSeq names its product RELT like 1 (gene RELL1). Gene Ontology annotation, cellular component: plasma membrane. The transcript is spliced from 6 exons. The record is from RefSeq and is a predicted model, not a curated record. Bases 147 to 827 code for a protein of 226 amino acids. Gene Ontology annotation, biological process: positive regulation of p38MAPK cascade. Lineage: Eukaryota; Metazoa; Chordata; Lepidosauria; Squamata; Natricidae.
CUUCUGUCUCCCUAGGAGCCCCUGAAGCCUUCGCAAGCCACAGUUUCGGAAACGCGACAGAUAAAACGUCUGAAAACGGCUCGUCCAAAGAUGGAGGAGGACACCUUGAAUAUAUCGCUUAUUUCCUCAUUCCGGUAUUCUUCCUGAUGGGGCUGUUGGGGGUUUUAAUUUGCCACGUGCUGAAGAAAAAGGGCUAUCGGUGUACGACUGAAGCGGAGGAAGAAGAUGAACAGCUUGGGGAAAAGAUAGAAUUGAACGACAGCAUCAAUGAAAACAGCGACACUGUGGGACAGAUAGUUGAUUAUAUCAUGAAAAAUGAAGCCAACGCAGAUGUGCUGAAAGCUAUGGUGGCUGAUAAUUCUGUCGGCGACCCAGAAAGCCCGACGACUCCAGGCAGCCCAGUGAGUCCAGGUUCCCCGUUGUCCCCUGGAGGUCCUUUGUCAAAACACACUUGCCGAGGGCACCACUUGCACACCAUUGGCGGGGUGGCCGGGACCGGCGCUUGCUCUCGUUGCAGCCAUAAACGCUGGAAUCUCUUCAGUCCAAAUAAAAGGGGCAAAGAAGCCAAAAGACCCCGGCACGGACAGGUCACCGUGCUCUCCGUGGGAAGAUUUCGGGUUACCAAAGUGGAAGCUAAAGGGGCUGCCAAGGACCGAAAGCAGUUGGUGUCCGUCAGUGGAGGCAACGUUGGAGACGUGCCCUCUACUCCUGGGAAAGAAAGCUGCAAAGAACAAUCGGCUUCCCUUCCUGUCACGCCGGAAUCUGAAGAGACGCCGAAAUCAACGCCGAACAGACAGGGGAAGAUUGUGAGAUCGGACUCAGGAUAGCGUUCCGCGGGCAGAAAGUGAUGAUGGCAGGACAUGUCAGCAGGAUAAAAGAAAUCAAGGAAGACCACAGAAAGGGAGGGGAAGAAAAAAGGACUUCUCAUGGAUGUAUUUGGGAACGCCACACCUCGGGCAGCUUUCACUAAUUGAAUCUCUGCACCGUUCGACCCCAGAUAUUUAACAUAUUGUUAAUCACGGAAUAUUGAAUGGCGUUUAUUCAUCCGGAAUGUACUGCGUAUAUGUAUGUUUAAAAAUGCCUUUUUUUUACUUUUUAUUUUUCCUCUGUCGAACUUAAUGAAAACUCUCUCUCGGAACAAGUGGGGAGGGAGCCCCCAAACUCUUGCCCCACAAGUGUCUUUUGUAUACGUCGCACGGCACGAGUUCGAAGCA